Messenger RNA from Synchiropus splendidus (mandarinfish), 7050 nucleotides. RefSeq lists its product as uncharacterized. Gene Ontology annotation, molecular function: protein binding. Bases 25 to 7050 code for a protein of 2341 amino acids. The transcript is spliced from 20 exons. Lineage: Eukaryota; Metazoa; Chordata; Actinopteri; Syngnathiformes; Callionymidae. The record is from RefSeq and is a predicted model, not a curated record.
AUCACAGUUCACCUCCUGAGGAACAUGGAGGAGGAGGAUCUUGCAGAGCGUUUGUGGAGCAAGAGUUGUGCUGCAGAGUGUGGAGCUCAACUGAAGAGGAGGCUGCAGAAGAAGUUCUCCCGGGUGUGUGAGGGGGUCCCUAAGGCCGGACACUCUGUCCCCCUGAAUCAGAUCUACACUGAACUCUACAUCACUGAGGGGGGCACAGACCAGGUCAACCAAGAGCAUGAGGUCCAACAAAUUGAAACUGCAGCCAGAAGAGCGAGCAGACAAGAAACCACCAUCAGAACAGAGGACCUCUUCAGAACCUCACCUGACAGAGACUAUCCAAUCAGAAGCCUGCUGACGAAGGGUGUGGCUGGUAUUGGGAAGACCCUGUUGACACAGAAAGUGACUCUGGACUGGGCUGAAGAUGAAGCCCACAAGAACUUCCACUUUGUGUUUCCUUUCACAUUCAGAGAGCUGAAUGUGCUGAAAGAGAAGAAGUUGAAUUUGGUGGAUCUAGUUCAUCUCUUCUUUCCUGAAACUAGAGAAGCAAAACUCAGCUGCUUUGACAACGUCCAGGUUCUGUUCAUCUUUGACGGUCUGGACGAGUGUCGUCUCCCUCUGGACUUCCUCAAAAGUCGGGUACUAACUUCAGUCACAGAGUCCACCUCAGUCGAUGUCCUGCUGACUAACCUCAUCACGGGGAAUCUGCUCCCAUCUGCUGGAGUCUGGAUCACCACACGACCUGCAGCAGCUAGUCAGAUCCCUCCUAAGUGUGUGGACAUGGUGACAGAGGUCCGAGGGUUCACUGAUGCCCAGAAGGAGGAGUACUUCAGGAAGAGGUUUAGAGAUGAGGAGCAGACCAGCAUCCUCAUCUCUCACAUGAGGACCUCACGAAGCCUCUACAUCAUGUGUCACAUUCCCAUCUUCUGCUGGAUCACUGCCACGGUUCUGGAGGACAUGUUGAAGAGCAAAGCGACAGGAGAGCUGCCCAAGACCCUGACUGAGAUGUACAUCCACUUCCUGGUGGUUCAGGCCAAAGUUAAGAGUCUGAAGUUUGAUGGAGGAGCUGGAACAGGCCAACACUGGACUCCUGAGAACAGGACAAUGAUUGAGUCUCUGGCAAAACUGGCUUUUGAGCAGCUACAGAAAGGAAACCUGAUCUUCUAUGAAUCAGACCUGACAGAGUGUGGCAUCGAUAUCAGAGCCGCUGCGCUUUAUUCAGGAGUGUUCACACAGAUCUUCAGAGAGGAGACAGGACUGUACCAAGACUCAGUCUUCUGCUUCGUCCACCUGAGUCUCCAAGAGUUUUUUGCUGCUCUCCAUGUCUAUUUGAAAUACUCUAACUCUGGAGUCAAUCUGCUGGAAUCCAAACAAACAUCCAAUUUUUCUAGAUCCUUUAAACGCAAAUCGUAUGAACAGUUCCUCCAGACAGCUGUGGACGAGACCCUGAAGAGUCCAAACGGACACCUGGACAUGGUCUUGCGCUUCCUCCUGGGUCUCUCACUGAAGUCCAACCAGACUCUCCUGAGCGGAUUGUUGAGAACAACAGGAAGUGACUCACAGACCAACAAGUACACAGCUGAGUACAUCAAGAAGAAGACAAGCGAGACUAUCUCUGCUGAGAGAACCAUCAACCUAUUCCACUGUCUGAAUGAGCUGAAGGACAGUUCUCUGUUAGAGCAGGUCCAACAGCAACUGACAUCAGGAAGUCUCUCCUCAGAUGACCUGUCUCCUGCCCAGUGGUCUGCUCUGGUCUUCAUCUUACUGUCCUCAGAGGAACAUCUGGACGUGUUUGACCUGAAGAAAUACUGUGCUUCUGAGGAGGCUUUUCUCAGACUGCUGCCUGUGGUCAAAGCUUCAAACAAAGUCCUGCUUGGAAGUUGUGGAUUGUCAAAGAGAAGUUGUUCAAGCUUGUCAUCCGUUCUGAGCUCAUCACCCAGCUGUGUGACAGAACUGGAUCUGAGUGACAACCACCUCCUGGACUCCGGGGUGGAGCUUCUAUGUGCAGGACUCAAGAGUCCACAUUGUCAACUGGAGACACUCAGGCUGAGAAGCUGUGGACUGUCGAAGAAAAGUUGUCCACUUCUUUCUCCAGUUUUGACUUCUCCGUCCUCCAGUCUGACAGAGCUAGAUCUGAGUGCCAAUGAAAUACAGGACUCUGGAGUGAAGCUCCUGUCUGCUGGACUCAAGAGUUACCACUGUCACCUAGAGACACUCAGGCUGGGACAAUGUGGCCUGUCAGAGAGAAGCUGCCCCCUUCUGGUCUCAGUCCUCAGCUCUCUGUCCUCUAGCCUGACACAGCUGGACCUGAGUGACAACCAGCUGCAGGAUUCUGGAAUGGAGCUUCUGUCUUCCGGGCUGGAGAGUCCACACUGCCGGCUGGAGACCCUGAGGCUAAAACACUGUGGACUGUCAGAGAGAAGCUGUCCCCUUCUGGCCUCAGUCCUCGGCUCUCCGUCCUCUAGUCUGACACAACUGGACCUGAGUGACAACCAGCUGCACAAUUCAGGAGUGAAGCGUCUGUCUGUCGGACUGGAGAGUCCUCACUGUCACCUGGAGACCCUCAGUCUGUCAGGGUGUCAGAUUGCAGAGGCAGGAUGUGCUUCUCUGGCCUCAGCUCUGCGGUCCAACCCAUCUCACCUCAGAGAGCUGGACCUGAGCUACAAUCACCCUGGAGGAGCAGGACUGCGGCUGCUGUCUGCUGGACUGGAGAGUCCAGACUGGAGGCUGGUCACUCUCAGGGUGGACCACAGUGGAGAGCAGAGGUUAAGACCUGGUCUGCUCAAAUAUUUCAGCGACCUCACCCUGGACCCAAAGACAGCACACCGGCGCCUCCUACUGUCCAACAACAACAGGACAGUGGAACAUGUGCCUGAGAUCCAGGUCCAUGUGGACCAACCAGUGAAACAGUACCGCUUUGCUCAGCUGCUGUGCACGAGAAGUGUGACCGAUCGCUGUUACUGGGAGGUGGAAUGGAGAGGAGACGUCUCCGUCGCUGUGGCUUACAGAAGGGACAGCGGAGAGGAGGAGUGUGAGUUUGGAGAAAACGACAAGUCCUGGAGUCUGACAAUAAUAGAUGGAGUCGGUUUUCAUUUCUAUCACAAUAACAGAGGACACUUUGUCCAGUCCUCGUGUCUCUCUGAGAGAAUAGGUGUGUUUGUAGACUAUCCCGCUGGAUCUGUCUCCUUCUACAGCAUCUCUCCUCAUGCUCUGACCCACCUCCACACCUUCAUCGCCUCCUUCACUCAACCGCUCUACCCAGGAUUUGGACUCUGGGGCCUGUCUCGAGACGCUGUUCCUGACUCUUCUGUGACUCUGUGCGACCCGUCUCAGGAUCAUCUGGAGCUGGCCCAGGCCCAGAUCUUUGUCCAGCAGAUUCUGGAUGCCGCUUGGCUCUUGAACGCAGAAGUUACACUGCUGAAGAAGAACUUCUUCAAGUCUGCUGACCAGGAGCUGAACAGAUUCUGGAGAGUUCUGAGUCCAGAUGACCCAACAGGGCCAUGCGAUGAGGAGGAAGAGGAGCCGGUAAUGAGAAUCAGAGAGGAAUUCCUGAAGAUCACAGUUCACCUCCUGAGGAACAUGGAGGAGGAGGAUCUUGCAGAGCGUUUGUGGAGCAAGAGUUGUGCUGCAGAGUGUGGAGCUCAACUGAAGAGGAGGCUGCAGAAGAAGUUCUCCCGGGUGUGUGAGGGGGUCCCUAAGGCCGGACACUCUGUCCCCCUGAAUCAGAUCUACACUGAACUCUACAUCACUGAGGGGGGCACAGACCAGGUCAACCAAGAGCAUGAGGUCCAACAAAUUGAAACUGCAGCCAGAAGAGCGAGCAGACAAGAAACCACCAUCAGAACAGAGGACCUCUUCAGAACCUCACCUGACAGAGACUAUCCAAUCAGAAGCCUGCUGACGAAGGGUGUGGCUGGUAUUGGGAAGACCCUGUUGACACAGAAAGUGACUCUGGACUGGGCUGAAGAUGAAGCCCACAAGAACUUCCACUUUGUGUUUCCUUUCACAUUCAGAGAGCUGAAUGUGCUGAAAGAGAAGAAGUUGAGUUUGGUGGAUCUAGUUCAUCUCUUCUUUCCUGAAACUAGAGAAGCAAAACUCAACAGCUUUGAUGAUGUCCAGGUUCUGUUCAUCUUUGACGGUCUGGACGAGUGUCGUCUCCCUCUGUACUUCCUCAAAAGUCGGGUACUAACUUCAGUCACAGAGUCCACCUCAGUCGAUGUCCUGCUGACUAACCUCAUCACGGGGAAUCUGCUCCCAUCUGCUGGAGUCUGGAUCACCACACGACCUGCAGCAGCUAGUCAGAUCCCUCCUAAGUGUGUGGACAUGGUGACAGAGGUCCGAGGGUUCACUGAUGCCCAGAAGGAGGAGUACUUCAGGAAGAGGUUUAGAGAUGAGGAGCAGACCAGCAUCCUCAUCUCUCACAUGAGGACCUCACGAAGUCUCUACAUCAUGUGUCACAUUCCCAUCUUCUGCUGGAUCACUGCCACGGUUCUGGAGGACAUGUUGAAGAGCAGAGCGACAGGAGAGCUGCCCAAGACCCUGACUGAGAUGUACAUCCACUUCCUGGUGGUUCAGGCCAAAGUUAAGAGUCUGAAGUUUGAUGGAGGCGCUGGAACAGGCCAACACUGGACUCCUGAGACCAGGACAAUGAUUAAGUCUCUGGCAAAACUGGCUUUUGAGCAGCUGCAGAAAGGAAACCUGAUCUUCUAUGAAUCAGACCUGACAGAGUGUGGCAUCGAUAUCAGAGCCGCUGCGCUUUAUUCAGGAGUGUUCACACAGAUCUUCAGAGAGGAGACAGGACUGUACCAAGACUCAGUCUUCUGCUUCGUCCACCUGAGUCUCCAAGAGUUUCUUGCUGCUCUCCAUGUCUAUUUGAAAUACUCUAACUCUGGAGUCAAUCUGCUGGAAUCCAAACAAACAUCCCAUUUUUCUAGAACCUUUAAACGCAAAUCGUAUGAACAGUUCCUCCAGACAGCUGUGGACGAGACCCUGAAGAGUCCAAACGGACACCUGGACAUGGUCUUGCGCUUCCUCCUGGGUCUUUCACUGAAGUCCAACCAGACUCUCCUGAGCGGAUUGUUGAGAACAACAGGAAGUGACUCACAGACCAACAAGUACACAGCUGAGUACAUCAAGAAGAAGACAAGCGAGACUGUCUCUGCUGAGAGAACCAUCAACCUAUUCCACUGUCUGAAUGAGCUGAAGGACAGUUCUCUGUUAGAGCAGGUCCAACAGCAACUGACAUCAGGAAGUCUCUCCUCAGAUGACCUGUCUCCUGCCCAGUGGUCUGCUCUGGUCUUCAUCUUACUGUCCUCAGAGGAACAUCUGGACGUGUUUGACCUGAAGAAAUACUGUGCUUCUGAGGAGGCUUUUCUCAGACUGCUGCCUGUGGUCAAAGCUUCAAACAAAGUCCUGCUUGGAAGUUGUGGAUUGUCAAAGAGAAGUUGUUCAAGCUUGUCAUCCGUUCUGAGCUCAUCACCCAGCUGUGUGACAGAACUGGAUCUGAGUGACAACCACCUCCUGGACUCCGGGGUGGAGCUUCUAUGUGCAGGACUCAAGAGUCCACAUUGUCAACUGGAGACACUCAGGCUGAGAAGCUGUGGACUGUCGAAGAAAAGUUGUCCACUUCUUUCUCCAGUUUUGACUUCUCCGUCCUCCAGUCUGACAGAGCUAGAUCUGAGUGCCAAUGAAAUACAGGACUCAGGAGUGAAGCUCCUGUCUGCUGGACUCAAGAGUUACCACUGUCACCUAGAGACACUCAGUUUGUCUGGCUGUGAGAUCUCAGAGGAAGGCUGUGCUUCUCUGGUCUCAGCUCUAAGGUCCAAUCCGUCUCAUCUGAAGGACCUGGAUCUGAGCUACAAUCAUCCAGCAGGACCAGGACUGGAGCAGCUGUGUGACGGACUGGAGAGCCCUGACUUCAGAAUAGAGAAUCUCAGGCUGGGACAAUGUGGCCUGUCAGAGAGAAGCUGCCCCCUUCUGGUCUCAGUCCUCAGCUCUCUGUCCUCUAGCCUGACACAGCUGGACCUGAGUGACAACCAGCUGCAGGAUUCUGGAAUGGAGCUUCUGUCUUCCGGGCUGGAGAGUCCACACUGCCGGCUGGAGACCCUGAGGCUAAAACACUGUGGACUGUCAGAGAGAAGCUGUCCCCUUCUGGCCUCAGUCCUCGGCUCUCUGUCCUCUAGUCUGACACAACUGGACCUGAGUGACAACCAGCUGCACAAUUCAGGAGUGAAGCGUCUGUCUGUCGGACUGGAGAGUCCUCACUGUCACCUGGAGACCCUCAGUCUGUCAGGGUGUCAGAUUGCAGAGGCAGGAUGUGCUUCUCUGGCCUCAGCUCUGCGGUCCAACCCAUCUCACCUCAGAGAGCUGGACCUGAGCUACAAUCACCCUGGAGGAGCAGGACUGCGGCUGCUGUCUGCUGGACUGGAGAGUCCAGACUGGAGGCUGGUCACUCUCAGGGUGGACCACAGUGGAGAGCAGAGGUUAAGACCUGGUCUGCUCAAAUAUUUCAGCGACCUCACCCUGGACCCAAAGACAGCACACCGGCGCCUCCUACUGUCCAACAACAACAGGACAGUGGAACAUGUGCCUGAGAUCCAGGUCCAUGUGGACCAACCAGUGAAACAGUACCGCUUUGCUCAGCUGCUGUGCACGAGAAGUGUGACCGAUCGCUGUUACUGGGAGGUGGAAUGGAGAGGAGACGUCUCCGUCGCUGUGGCUUACAGAAGGGACAGCGGAGAGGAGGAGUGUGAGUUUGGAGAAAACGACAAGUCCUGGAGUCUGACAAUAAUAGAUGGAGUCGGUUUUCAUUUCUAUCACAAUAACAGAGGACACUUUGUCCAGUCCUCGUGUCUCUCUGAGAGAAUAGGUGUGUUUGUAGACUAUCCCGCUGGAUCUGUCUCCUUCUACAGCAUCUCCCCUCAUGCUCUGACCCACCUCCACACCUUCAUCGCCUCCUUCACUCAACCGCUCUACCCAGGAUUUGGACUCUGGGGCCUGUCUCGAGACGCUGUUCCUGACUCUUCUGUGACUCUGUGCGACCUGUCUCAGGAUCAUCUGUGA